Molecule: messenger RNA, 753 nt
Organism: Oppiella nova
Lineage: Eukaryota; Metazoa; Arthropoda; Arachnida; Sarcoptiformes; Oppiidae
Source: the annotation of a GenBank genome assembly
AAAAUGGAUGAAAUGAAGAGAAGAAAAUUGGAUCAGAAGAGGAGUGACACCAGAAGUGAUGUGAACAUUGAGACCAAAGCGGCGCCAGAAGUGAAGCAAACAGUGAAACGAAAAUUAGACACAAAUUCAGAUGAAAUAACGAGUAAAGUGUCUAAAAAUACAUUUGAUUUCAAAGCUCCAGAAGUAAAGAGCGAAUCAAUGGCUGUAUUGAUGGAAACGAACGAAGAUUUUGUGAAUAAAUCGAUGACAACGAGUGAUGUCCAGCAAUCAGGUCUUCCGAACGAUUUCUUCGACGACAACAAACAGAUGUCAGCAAAGAGUGAAGAAACUCGUGAAUCAAUUGAUGAAGAAAUGGAAACCAAUGACGAGUCGAAAGGUCUGCCGAAAGGGUUUUUUGAUGACCCGGUUAUGGACGCGAAGGCCCGCAAAGUGGUGUUUAAAGACCCUAUGGAUGAACAGUGGGAACAGUUCCAGAAAGUGAUUGCAGAGGAGAAUAAUGUUUCCGAGAAUAUCAUUGAGGAGGACAUCGAAGAGCUACAAAUGGAUCGCAAUCUGGAAGAGAUUGAGGAACAGAUCGCCAAUUGGAUGAAAGUGAAUGAAAUGCAGAAAAAGGCGGAACUCAUUCACAGCCAUAUUGUGAACACUAGGGAUACUGCUAUGAAAGAAGAGGACAGUGACUCGGAUGUGGACGAACACGACCUCAACGUCUUCUCCAACUGGAGGUCUCGGACACCACUUAACUCUAAUAAAUGA